AUGAGAUAUGACCGGGGGAGGGUUGGGAGAAAAGAAUGUAUCUACAUACGGUGGCUGAGGAGAGGGGGAGCUCGCGGACGACUCGAGAAGGGCGCGCGCUCGCGGAGAGAAGAGGAGGUAAAUAUGUCCGGGGUGGUGGUGCAAGAGGAGAAAAAAACGGAUUUACAGGAAGGCAUCGGGGGCAUCCAUUUGGGGGAGAAAUACGAGGAGCAUGAAAGGAAAGGAAAAGAAAAAGAUAAAGAGAGAUACGAGUGA
This is a messenger RNA of Caenorhabditis briggsae, 255 nucleotides long. NCBI's taxonomy places the organism in Eukaryota, Metazoa, Nematoda, Chromadorea, Rhabditida, Rhabditidae. Bases 1 to 255 code for a protein of 84 amino acids. The record is from RefSeq and is a predicted model, not a curated record. The transcript has 4 exons.